Molecule: messenger RNA, 2492 nt
Organism: Periconia digitata
Lineage: Eukaryota; Fungi; Ascomycota; Dothideomycetes; Pleosporales; Periconiaceae
Source: the annotation of a GenBank genome assembly
UAUGUGGAUACCAGUCAGGCUGGACGUUUCGAAUCACUCUCAAUAUUUCCCCAGAUGUAAGAGCUUUUCAAUAGGUCAAAAGGGAGCAAAGAACGAGGUGGUUCACUAAGACUUGGAAAAGUAUGAAUGCUUGGAUACAUCUCGAUGCGAACAGCUUGAAGACUUGGAAGAAUGACUUGCAAGUACAAAUUCACAAUAAGCCCAAAAAUAUCUCAGCCUUAUAGAUCAAUCAUCAGGGCACCCAGACGAAGGGAUCAGUUCAGUCCCAAGGCGCUAGGUGACCGCCAUAGGAAAAGGGAAAUUGGUUGGCAAUGACCAUAAGACUAGGAGGUCCCUUUCAUCUUUAAUCCACCAGUGCUUUCCCCCCUCCCCAAACUUACCCCAGAUUGCCCCUCUCUCUACUUGCGCCAACUAUCGCAGAUCGAUCCUGACUGUUCAUACACAACAUGGAUAAACUAAGAGCGGUGGGCAAUUUUGUGGCGCCACCUCCGCUCAAGGACGCCGAGGGUCGUGAUCAAUGGCCUUCACGAACCGCAUUCAUGCUCGCAUCGCUAAGUGGUGUCAUCGGAAUGGGAAACUUCCUAAGAUAUCCAUCAACCGUGUUCAAUAAUCAUGGUUUACAAUGGUUCAUUCCUUACUUGCUGGCAUUAGUAUUCCUCGCUGUCCCAGCCCUAGCCCUGGAGUUGGCGGCAGGAAACGCGUAUCGCGGCGGUACCGUGACAGCUUUCAACAAAAUCAGUCGGCGGAUGAGAGGCACCGGUUUUGCCUUGAACUACGUUGGACUUGUUGUCAGCAUUUACUUCAUCCCCAUCAUUGCAUGGGGAAUGGUGUUCUUCCAAAAGUCGUUCAGUAGCCCGCUUCCCUGGGGCGGCAACACCGCGGACUAUUUCAUGUACGAGGUUGUUGGUUCUAUUGACCCUGAUACAUCUGGAACAUGGGUCGAUUAUCCUGGAAUCAACUUCGAUGGCCGUCUGGUUGGGUGGAAUGCGUUCCUAUUCUUCCUCGUGUGGGCCUGCAUGUUCCGCGGCACCGGCUGGACAGCGCGCAUAGUGUACUUCACCAUGGGCAUGCCUCUCAUUGUUAUCAUCAUUCUUGUCGGACGAGGCGCCUCGCUUCCUAAUGCCGGCGAUGGAAUCCGCUUGUACUUUGCGACCUGGAGAAGCGAGGUUCUUUCCGGAACCAAGAUCUGGCAAGACGCAGUCGGACAGGUAUUCUACUCUACUGGCGUCGGUUUCGGUUUUUAUACUGCGUACGCAUCUUACAACCAUCAUCACGCCAACGCUGCUCAAGAUGCGGUAAUUCUCGUCUUCACGAAUGCCUUCCUAGAAGCAACCCUCGCCUUUGCUGCGUUUGGCAUAGUCGGCUUCAUGGGUUUGACUCCCGACCCGGAAAACCCCAUGGGAAGUUACAGCUUAGGCUUUAUGACAUACCCCGAGGCUUUCGUUCAGAUGCCAGGCUCGAAUUUCUGGUCUGCGCUCUUCUUUUUUACGCUAGCUGUUGUUGGAGUUUCUUCAACUUUCGUCAUGCUCGACGCAGUUGUCACCUUGAUCAUGGACUCCGCUUUUGCCCGCGCGAAGCGCUGGUCGCGUGCUUGGGUAGUGACUGCGCUCGUCCUCAUUGUCUUCCUCCUAUCUCUACCCAACUGCACGCAAUUCGGAUAUUACUACAUGGAUGGGAUCGACCGAUGGAUUAAUAAUGUUGGAUUGGUGUUUGUCGUCUGGGCUGAGUGCGUCAGCGCCACCACAGUAUAUCGGUUCGAGGACGUUGUGGACCAGGUUGGCCUACCUGCCUUCAUCGUCUUUAACUCCGGAUUCUUCGGCGCUCAGCUUCUAAGUCUUAUCGUCGGACACACAGUCAGUCCACCGGCUGGUGCGGGUGUAGGCUUUGGAGGCUUCGUAGUCGCCUUAGUCGUAGCUGUCUUCAUGGCCAAAACUCCUACUGCUAAGGUUACUGCCAGAUUCUUUGGGAAAACCAAACACACCGCGAGUCUGUAUUACCUCGCGUUCUAUUCGGGCAACCAACUUCGUCAUGAUCUCAACUCCGUUAUUGGAGGUGGCAAAAACUGGUCACUACCAGCCAUCUGGGCGCCUCUUCUGCGCUAUUUUUCCGGUCCAAUUCUCGCCGUCAUUCUCAGUCUCGCUUACCCAGCCUUCGAAGGCCUCAAAAACGACCCUCUUCACGUUAUGGGCUUCGUUAUCGGCCAUUUCCUACUCGUGUGGAUUAUUGUCGGAUUUGUCAUGCCCAGUUGGUUGGACCCAUUCAUCGUUCCGGAGCGACGUGACGACUGGAAACAGCCCCUUGCACCAGGCUUGUUGCGUGAUACCACCGAAGGAGAAAUAGCCUCUUCUAUGGAAGCUGCCUCACCUUCUGACCUUACGGGGGAAAAGAACCACAACCCUGAAGACAAAGAUGUUGUGGACGGGACCAUGAGGAGCAAUAGUGGGAGUUCCGAUAGCCGAGAUGUCCCAGUGGACAACGUCAACCGGCUCUAG